Messenger RNA from Acanthaster planci (crown-of-thorns starfish), 3932 nucleotides. RefSeq lists its product as uncharacterized. The record is from RefSeq and is a predicted model, not a curated record. Lineage: Eukaryota; Metazoa; Echinodermata; Asteroidea; Valvatida; Acanthasteridae.
UCGAGAGAAGUCAGAUAAAAGAAUUCUCGCUAUACAAAGAAUCAUCGCUGCGUAUCGGAAUGGAAUCGCUGCCGGAGAUUAACGCUGCCGCCAGGCGUCAGUGGAGCGUCACUCGAGGCACCGAGGCAAACUCCGGUCAACACAACCUCGGAGAACAGAUAGUUAGAGCGAAUAACAAGGGGACCAACCAGCCGUUCACUGGAGCGGUGUUAUCGCAGCUACACUUGGACUUGUACGAUAAGCUCGAAAAUGGGUCACAUGCGCGGAGGCCAAUUCGAAAUCCCACGGUUGCUGGGCAUGGAGAGCAGAGGGGUCGUGGUCGCAACAAUAGUAUCAAUGAAACAGAAAUUGAUGUGACAGGAGCCAUUAAUGAUUCACUCGAAGCCAAGUGCGCAAGCUUUGAACAUACUGUAAGAUCUGUCGAUACAUUAACUGGUAAUAAAGUAGGGAGUUACCAACUGAAAUCAACGGCUGACUUCUGUGUGGACGAUGUUACUCUCCGCCGACCUGUUGCAUCAACGACGCCGGUGAAAUCCAGAGCAAACUCCACGUCUUCAGUAGGCCGGGACAGGAGCGGUACUGCUAGGAGGUUAUCCGCCGAGGGAGAUUCUGUCAGCGGAUCGCGAGGACUGCGAACAGCCGAGUCGGGCAAGCCCAGACAUCGUGGGCUCAGUCCCAGGAGGGAUUGGGGCAUUGCAGACGGGGUGCUGACUCACAAGGAACGACAGACUGUGCGGAGCCUCGUCAGUCCGACUCUUGUGAACCAUCUCAGCCCCGAAGACGCCUGGAACGAAGACCAGGGCAACCGAAGGCGGAGCCGCUCCGACGUAAGGUACGACGCACUGCCCGUGCUUGACAACGGCGAGAUAGACGCACAUUCGUACCGUUUUUCUCCAACAUCGUGCCACAAAUACAUUCCCGAGAUUGGGCACUCAGAUAAGCCGCCGCAAGGUGGACACCAUAGCGAUAGUCCUACCCAUCGAUUAAUCGAUCCCCGUUACAAGUUGACAACCCAGGACGAGACAAGCAAAUCAAACGAAAACCUUCAUCCACCAUCGGACGAACAAGAGCACGGUUUCAAAAGUCAUCAUAAAUUAAGCAAACACUACUGUAAAGAGGCUGAACAUUUCGGCACUCAAGUUUUUAAUCAACGAUCCCCAACUGAAUCGUUCAACACCCACCAGGAACACAGGACAAGUCAACUGCUACCGACUGCAGGGCGGCACCACCGUCGGAACGCGGUCGUGCACAUCAUGGAGAGUCUAGCCGAACGCUCCCGUUCCGACUCGUUCCGGGAGGAGCGGUACGCGACAGUGACGGACGAGACGCAGCAACGCGGCCGUCUACGGCGGGACACCUGCACUCUCAACACCAGCGGCGCUCCCUUGCGCUUUAAGCAAGGUCCGAGGGACAUAUUGACCCUACCCAAGCGGCGAAGGGCCUACUCGGACCUGUCUAGCAAUGAUAAAGUCCCAAGCAAGUCUAUUGCGGCUAGACGGCUCUCUAUCAACUCACAACAACGACUGAUGCGCGCUCAGUUGGCUCGUCAGAGGUUCGAACACGCCAUCAAAAUGGUGAUAAUCCUUCUUCGCAUACAUUCCAUGGUCUUCCAAAAACGCAAACACGAUAACAACAAGGAAACCAUGACCUUCACUGAGAUCGCAGAACAAUUCCAGUCAGCAGAUAUGAAGAGCUCAGGACUCUCGUUUGACCCGAGAGAUUUCAAGGCGAAACGAGAGAUCAACAUAAGCAAUGAAGCGAAAAACAUACUGAGCAUGCCCACUUACUGCAGAACACCAGAACAACUACAAAUUGCAUUGUACGGUUUGCAGACCAUGAAGUCCUUCGCUGAAUAUCCACUCCAUAUGCAGGAAAAAUUGGUCAAAGUCGCCUGGUUUGAAUGUGUUCCUCCCAAAAGAGUGAUCAUUCGUCAAGGACACUACGCCGAAAACUUCUACUUUGUUAUAUCUGGCUCAGCUGUUGUGACGAUCAUGGAGACGAAGGAGACAGGUGAACCGCACAUCCGCACCGCCGCUGUGCUGCGCAAGGGAAGCAGCUUCGGCGAGUUAGCGCUCCUGCACCAUUCCAAGCGCACGGCCACCGUGUCGAGCCAAGGGGAGGUUCAGCUCCUGGCCAUCGGACGGGAGGAUUUCUUCGACAUCUUCAUGAGGGGACAGCAGCCCGGGGAGGAGCCUGAACAUGUUAAGUUCUUGAGGCAACUCCACUUCAUGAAGCACUGGCCGUUAGAGCGGCUGAUUGAACAUCCAGAAAUGUGUCUCUUCCAUUUCUACAAACGCGGACAGGUCAUUGUCAAAGACAGCAAUAAAUCAGACUGGAUUUAUGUCGUUAAAUCAGGGUCUUGCCAAGUACUGAAGCAACUACACGCGGUGAAACCUAGCUUACCUUACCGGUCCAGCUCACUGAGUUCGAUCAGGCUUCCUAAGCUUCACUCAAGACACCUGUCAGCACCCGAGUUACCCUCGAAGCGACCAGCGAGGACGCGGAUACGGAACAACAGUGCCACAGCGUCUUACUUGCAGUUCAUCUCUGUACCUACAAUGUCUGCGAUGAAUACAGCUCAGUUUUCGGAGGCGGAUAAUCAUCUGUUGGUGAACGAUCCAUUUGAAGGUACUCAAUCGCUACCAGAUACAUUCCUGACUAGACAGAAGACGACUAUUGAUAGGAGGAGCACGCCCUCAGAGUCCAACUUUAGCCAGUUCACUCCCUACGAAGACACCUCACUGACCAGCUUGCCCAGCAUCAACAGCAGGCGGGGAGCCACGCCCUCCAGGGAGUCCUACUCCAGGAGCAAAUUCCGGGAGAUUGCUCGGAGAAACCCACCACCCCCAGCUGACAGGAUGUCAUGCGCGCCCAAGGUGACGGUGACCGAUGACCACACCAGCAGCGACUCGUCGUCGUCAUCUGACUCCCGAGGCUCCGUUUUUGUUCAGCUCGAGCUUCUCCUUCCAAAAGAUGUCUUUGGUCUAUCAACUUUGAACGUUGAUCUGGGGAUUGACCAUGAACAGUCAAGUGUUAAUCUGGUGAGCAGAGGCGCCGAAUGCAUCAUGAUCCAGAAAGACUUCUUUGCCAAAUACUGCGCAGACGAAGCCAAGCGGCACAUCCGGUCAAUCAUCAAGCCCUACCCUCCCCCGGAGCUCCUACAACACAAUCUCCAGAACCAUUCCAACUGGACCAACUACAAGCAGGAGGCCGUAGCUAACAUACUGAGGGACAGAUUCAGGACCAAGGAGUUGAGAUUGUAAUACACGGAGUCUUGAAGAACUUGAGACUGGGAAUCGAUUUCAUCCAGCUGAAACCACGGACCAUGCUGAAACCAAGCAAAUAUAGUAUAAUGUAUAGUGGUGUUGGGAGAAAUUGGGAUCGUACUUGCCCUUUUGUAAGAGAAUCGAUUCCGAUUCCUCUCCCUUGAGACUCGAUUCGAGAAAGCGCCUAUACAACCCUGAAGGACUGUCGACUCAAAUGGUUCACCGAAUCUUCUUUUUUUUAUAAAAAGGGUCAGAAGUUAUAAGUCGUCAUUGGUUCUACGACGGCGUCAUUUCACUUUCGUCCUUACAAUUUACUCUCUAAAAGUUGAACGAGCUGUAAAAGUAUUCCAAACUAUGAGAAAAUUAUGUAAAAAAAGAUAAUCAGAAUAAUGACUUUCUGGACAAGACAGAAUGAUAUUGUGUUCCAUAAUUUGUCAGCUGCUCUUGGUAGAUCAUUGAUAGGCCUAAUAAUAUUGCGCAGUACAAACAAUUUAUCAACAGAAAUGUUUUAUUUGAUUUUGGAUACUUGAUUAUAGUUUUUAAAAAGUGCAAUAUGUAUUAUGAAGACUUCGCAAAAAUACAACUCGUAAAUAUAAAAAUGUUAUAUAUAUAAUAUGCUAUUUUUCGCAUUAAAAUAUAAACUCGGCUGAGUCGUUUGAUAUAUUG